Molecule: messenger RNA, 4071 nt
Organism: Trypanosoma rangeli
Lineage: Eukaryota; Euglenozoa; Kinetoplastea; Trypanosomatida; Trypanosomatidae
Exons: 1
Coding region: 1-4071 (1356 amino acids)
Biological process (GO): establishment of meiotic spindle localization; mitotic cell cycle; spindle organization
Cellular component (GO): spindle pole
Molecular function (GO): protein binding
Source: RefSeq, a predicted model, not a curated record
AUGAGCACAACUAGUCCGAGGCGUGCGGUUGCCCUUCGUCGUAGAGUGCCGCAGCACCUGGAGAGUCUGGACGACUCACUGCCAUCUAGAAUAACAACCCGGCGUCCUAGUGUUCAGAAUGGUCGCCACCGCAUAAGUACAGCACGCUCCUCGCUUAUGCCAUCCGUCCUGCAGAGGCGGAUACAGCGGGAUGCGGAGCUCGUCCUGGAGGAAUCGCUUUGGCAUCUGUGUGGGGAAAACGUGGAGGAAACGAUGGAUAAAUUACUCGGAGUUAUCUCUAUUCGUCGUGGUGGGCCCCUAACCCCGCGAAAGGGGCGGCCGCUGUGGCAGCGCGUACAGGCCAUUGUGGUAAUUGCCAAUCAGGAGGGCAUUCGUCGCAUGCUGAUGGCAACUCCGAGCGAGAGGGUGCGCUUUUUCUUUGAUAAAUCGCUGAGUAUAUUGGAGUUGCCGUCCAAGAAGCGAUUUCCCUGGAGACAGGACGAAUUUGCCGCGUUUCCGUCACUUCGCAAGCAUCUUGUUGGGACAACGCUGAACAACAAGGCCGUUUUGCAGCACACAGCUGGAGAUUCCCCACAGCUUGUCGUGCAGACACUUCAGCGCGCCCUUCGCGAGCAAGGGACCGCAUUUGCCACCACGGUGCUGUACAAUUUGGCGGUGACCAUGGUGUCCGUGCAGCGGUUUGACCUUGCUAGCGAUUUUAUUGCCUGCUGCAGCGAGUUGGUUGAGGCGUGUCUGCGCAUCGACAUCUCGGAUUGCCCUGGGGUCUUGCCGCUCUGCACAGAAUACCACACAAACAUUGCCACACAUGCCAUUAUGUGCCAUCACCUUGUCGCCGCUCUCGCUGCGUGGUGCAGCCUGCAGGAUGUGGAGCGCUACCACUGCCAGCUCGCCGUGUGCUGUGCCCAGCGGUACCUGGACCCGAAAAGCCUUAUUGCCAUUCGCUGCAGGCAACGACUGGCGGCGGCCAGGGAAGGAAGCGGCGCGUUUAUGAUGAGCGAAGCUGAGCCACCGCGGCUUCCAAUGCUUCACGACGACUUAUCGCUUGUGAGGGACUCCCUCUUUAUUGUGCUGCUGGAGCGAGCGGGGAAGAUGCCGACACCGCCGAGGCUCGCAAACUGUAUCGCCCAGUUUUUGUCCUUUGACCUGUCGCUCGACACCCAGAAGGCUGUCCGGCUUCCGCCGCUUAAAGCCAAGCGGCGGCACUUGGUUGAGCAAAGGCAGGCCCCUACCGUCCAAAGCAAGCGUACCUCGUCACAGCGACAGCGCUCUCUCUUGCAGGGGAGGUCUUCCUCGAAUCUCAAGGACAAAAAGGGAUUGAGGGCGAAGACGGAAUCCGAGUCAUCGGUCAUGACGAGUACACUGCUGGAAACAUUUCGGAAGGAGCGCGCCGCGACACCACCGCGAGAGGACGACCUCUUUGGUGUGGACUUUGUUACGAGACCGGAGACCCCACCCCUCAUUACCUUUGUGCCUAAGCCGGCGUUUCACUGUUAUAAGCACCUGAGGAAAGAACUGCGCCGUUUAAUGUGUGAGCUUGGGAAGGAGGCGCGUGUUGCAAUGUCGACAACGACGACAACUGGGGCCGAGUUCAGGGAAUCCUUGAACGGGACAGACGGUCAUGGGAGCAUCGUUUCUGAGAGCAGGAUGGCCUCACCGGACCCUGAAAGCUACAUGCGAGUUAUGGAUAAGAAGCUGCGUCACCUUUCACGGCUUCUCCCAGAUGAGGAGUUUGAACGAAAGGAAUGCGCCACUGUGACGAUACAGAGUUUCUGGCGGGGUGUCGUGGACCGUCGUGAAUACCACCGACGCCUUUUACCGCUGCAUGAGGCCAUGCUUAGGCGCGAGGCCGCCGAGGUUAUUCAGCACGCAUUCCGUAACUACCGUGCCACGCGAGAGCCCAUACAAAUGAAGAGGGCGCUCCGCGCCCAUCGCAUUCUGGUGCAGCAUAUAGUACGUAUCCAGUCCUACCUGUAUUGUAAAAAAAGUGUAGAAGAGGUCGGGGAACGAACGGUUGUAUCACUUCAACGUCUUAUUGCUGCUAUGUUAGAGGCGCGCCGGAGGAACGCUGCUGUCGUGCGUUUACAGUCCUUAUGGCGCAUGUGUCGGGUGUGGUCUUGGCUUCGCCGUACUGUGACAGCAACUCAGACCAUUCAACGUGUGUGGAGAGGGCACCGGGGAAGGUUACGGGCGAGGGAGGCACGCGUUUGCUUCCGCCUGGAGGAGCAGCGGCGGAUAGCCAGGCACACAGCGGCGGUCUGUCCCAUUCAGCGAUGGUGGAAGAGUAUCUUGUUGCUGCGUGCGUGCAAAGCGAUUGUGGCGCACAGGCAACGCGAACUCGCUGCGUACCUGGCAGCAGAGGAGCAAAAGUUUAGUGUGGAGUGGGAACGCAUCAAACACGUCCCCAACGUAGAGUUGUGUAUACAAAAAGUACUCUCAGUGCUCCGCGGCUUCCGCUGCCGUGAGGAGCUUGCGCAUCAACAGAAAUUUACAAACAUCCUUCGACGCUUUUUGCUGCGCAUGGUGUGGAAAAAACGACUGCAAAGGUGCCUACAACGCCUGAAGGAGGAGCGGCAGGAGACUCGCGCGCUGCGGCGUCGUCGGGAGGAGGUGAUGGAUGCGACUAUUCGUAUCCAGUGCGUCGCUCGCCGCUGGUUGGCCUCACGCGUGCGAACCGUGUUGUGGGAUGAGUUGCAGCGGAAACAUCAUCAGGCCCGUGUUAUCCAGCGCGCCUAUCGACGCUGUGUGGGUCGACGCCUAAUACAUAGCAAAAGGGCGGAGGCAGCGUUUGAGGAGGAGAGACGAAUGGUGGAUCAGUUGAUAAAAUACAGUGCCUCCAAAAUUCAAGCCACCUGGCGCAUGCAUAGUGUGCGGCAGUCACAGGCGGAGUUCCUUAACUUCUUGCGAAGGGACCGCCAUGUCUUUGCGUCUCGCAUUCAAAAGGCCUGGAGAACGUACAAGGCACGUUGUCAAUCAGAUUGGCUGCGCCUUAGCCAAGACAACACACAUCGCCUUCUUCAGGAGCAACAGCUCCAGCUGACGGCUGCUAUCCGCAUUCAGUCUGUUGGACGCAUGUUUCUUGUGCGUCAGCAGCUGUUGCGUGAGGGCGUGACUUUGUGGCCUACGCCUGCAUUUAUGCACCGAUGCGCACGGACCAUCCAGAGCGCGUGGCGUCGCCACGCCGCCUACGAAUAUGUGCAGCAGCUUUGUUUCUCACGAGCGUACUACGAUCAGCAGAAAAUAAAUAUGGAGACCUUGCACGUUUAUGCAACCACGAUUCAAUCCCUGGUUCGGGCUAAAAUUCUUAAUCCACGGCGCGUUGCGGCUCGUCGUCUCGAGGUGGAGUACAACGAGGAUCACAAGCGGAAGCGGGAGGAUGCAAUGCGAUUGUAUUACGACGCCAUCACAUCACAGGAUGACGUGAACGGCACUAGUGCUUUGGUCCAGCCACCGCCAGCGGAGCCGUUGCCUGCUGUAGAGACGCAGGAGUGUGUGCCUACUGCAGUGGAGCUUGAGCCUGAGCCUGAACCUGAGCCUGAACCUGCGGCUGAAGAAGCUGAGAAUGUGGAGGUGCUUGUUCAACUGGUCCAGCGUUGUGGUCGCGGCGCUUUGGCGCGUUGCAGUGUGUUUGAUGUGGUUCGCGCGCGCCAGCAGGAGGUGGUGGAAAGUCCACUUGAAGCAGAAGCGGAGGCGGCGGAUGAGGGGCUGCGCUCGCCCUCUGCGGUGAUCACAUCACAGGAGGACGUGAACGGCACUAGUGCUUUGGUCCAGCCACCGCCAGCAGAGCCGUUGCCUGCUGUAGAGACGCAGGAGUGUGUGCCUACUGCAGUGGAGCCUGAGCUUGAGCUUGAACCUGAGCCUGAACCUGCGGCUGAAGAAGCUGAGAAUGUGGAGGUGUUUGUUCAACUGGUCCAGCGAUGUGGUCGCGGCGCUUUGGCGCGUUGCAGUAUGUUUGAUAUGCUCCGUGCGCACCCGCGGUGGAAGGCAGCUGUGGAUGUGCAGCGUGUGUGGCGCGGCUACUGUUCAAGGCAGCUGGUUGAGGUGUACUAUGAGUUUUACACGGAUGAUGUAUAG